AUGUUGAAAACUUUGUCUUAUCUUAAUUAUAGAGAAGUCCGGCAGAUCAGUUAUGCUUCCCAGACAACCAACACUGCCGGCGGAUUGUCAACUCUCCUGGAUUAUGUGUUUGUAGAGGGUAAUGGCGACCGUCGCGACGUGCCAAACGCAGUAAUUCUAAUAACAGAUGGACAGUCCAAUACGAAUAGCCUUUAUACUGUUUAUAUGGCUGAACAAGUACGAAACAAUAGCAUAACCAUAUACACAGUGGGCGUGGCCCUUUCUGACACCACUGAGAUCGAGGCCAUUGCAUCACUUCCGGCUUCUAAAUACGCCACUGCUGUAGAUACUUUCGAUGAUUUAGAUGGGUUUGGAAAUUCCUUGUUACAGCAGAUUUGUGAAGAUAUACCAACCACUACAACAUCAACUACACCGACCACUCCGACUACAACUGCAACUCUAACUACCACUACCAUUCCAACGACAACUCCAACUACCAUGUUAGCUGUAACUACUAAAACCGUAACAACUCCAACUGCUCUAACCACUACCAACACAAACACAGAGACAACAAACAACGCUCCCACAACUACAAACACAGCGACAACAAACAACGCUCCCACAGCUACAAACACAGAGACAACAAACAACGCUCCGGUAACUACAAACACAGUGACAACAAACAACGCUCCUACAAUUACAAACACAGUGAUAACACACAACGCUCCUACAACUACAAUCACAGCGACAACAAACAACGCUCCCACAGCUACAAUCACAGAGACAACAAACAACGCUCCCACAACUACAAACACAGCGACAACAAACAACGCUCCCAUAGCUACAAACACAGAGACAACAAACAACGCUCCGGUAACUACAAACACAGUGACAACAAACAACGCUCCUACAAUUACAAACACAGUGAUAACACACAACGCUCCUACAACUACAAUCACAGCGACAACAAACAAUGCUCCCACAGCUACAAUCACAGAGACAACAAACAACGCUCCCACAACUACAAACACAGAGACAACAAACAACGCUCCCACAGCUACAAACACAGAGACAACAAACAACGCUCUGGUAACUACAAACACAGUGACAACAAAUAACGCUCCCACAACUACGAUCACAGCGACAACAAACAACGCUCCCACAGCUACAAACACAGAGACAACAAACAAUGCUCCUACAACUACAUACACAGUGACAACAAACAACGCUCCCACAACUACGAUAACAGCGACAACAAACAACGCUCCGGUAACUACAAACACAGAGACAACAAACAACGCUCCUACAACUACAAUCACAGUGACAACAAACAACACUCCCACAGCUACAAACACAGAGACAACAAACAACGCUCUGGUAACUACAAACACAGUGACAACAAAUAACGCUCCCACAACUACGAUCACAGCGACAACAAACAAUGCUCCCACAGCUACAAACACAGAGACAACAAACAACGCUCCGGUAACUACAAACACAGUGACAACAAACAACGCUCCCACAACUACGAUCACAGCGACAACAAACAACACUCCCACAACUACGAUCACAGCGACAACAAAGAACGCUCCCACUGCUACAAACACAGAGACAACAAACAACGCUCCGGUAACUACAAACACAGUGACAACAAACAACGCUCCCACAACUACGAUCACAGCGACAACAAACAACACUCCCACAACUACGAUCACAGCGACAACAAAGAACGCUCCCACUGCUACAAACACAGAGACAACAAACAACGCUCCCACAGCUACAAUCACAGAGACAACAAACAACGCUCCUACAACUACUAACACAGUGACAACAAACAACGCUCCGGCAACUACUAACACAGUGACAACAAACAACGCUCCGGCAACUACUAACACAGUGACAACAAACAACGCUCCAGCAACUACGAUCAUAGCGACAACAAACAACGUUCCCACAACUACAAACACAGAGACAACAAAUAACGCUCCCACAACUAUAAACACAGUGACAACAAACAACGCUCCUGCAACUACGAACACAGCGACAACAAACAACGCUCCAGCAACUACGAAUACGCCGACAACAAAGAAUGUUUCAUCAAGUAUGGUUACAAAAACGUUUCCUGUGAUAUCCUCAGUCAAUGGAAGUUCUAUGUAUAUUUCCUCGUUAUGCUUGUGUACAUGUAACGGGAUACAUUACCACACAAGCACUGGACAUGAGCUACAGCAAUGGAUACACACUACACGUGACUCACUUUCCGUGAAAUCCAAUCCUGGCAGUGUAGAAGCUCCGUAUAGUAUACCACAACCCUUCAGUUCACGUAACCACCUUCAGUUCACGUUCUGA
Ylistrum balloti is the source of this 2325-nucleotide messenger RNA. RefSeq names its product mucin-2-like. The transcript has 2 exons. Lineage: Eukaryota; Metazoa; Mollusca; Bivalvia; Pectinida; Pectinidae. The record is from RefSeq and is a predicted model, not a curated record. Bases 1 to 2325 code for a protein of 774 amino acids.